Anastrepha ludens (Mexican fruit fly) is the source of this 2308-nucleotide messenger RNA. It is a transcript of the gene Ada3, whose product is annotated as transcriptional adapter 3. Gene Ontology annotation, biological process: regulation of transcription by RNA polymerase II. Gene Ontology annotation, molecular function: transcription coactivator activity. Lineage: Eukaryota; Metazoa; Arthropoda; Insecta; Diptera; Tephritidae. Gene Ontology annotation, cellular component: SAGA complex. The record is from RefSeq and is a predicted model, not a curated record. The transcript has a single exon. Bases 133 to 1593 code for a protein of 486 amino acids.
CUAAUUCAGUUGGCAACGCGAUCACUGACAGCUAAGAACGUAGUAAUUCUGAAUCAAUACAUCGUGUGAAUCAAGAAAACGCUACAAUUAAUACGCAAUUCAUUAAAUAUUUGCUAUAAAAACCCACAUUCAAUGGCUACAAGUAAUGCAAAAGGCCUCAAAGCAUCAGCAUUUGGUGCUAGCUCGUCGGGAGGUGGCAAUAGAACUGGCGGGAAGACAGGCCCGGUUUCGACGGCGUCCCAACCUGACACUGACGCUACUAGCAGUGCCAUUAAUAUACCGUUUAUAAAAACAAAAGACAACAGCAAACAAUUACCAACAUACCACGCAGCGCUACAACGGUCUACUGAUGAUCAUUUAGCCGCUGAAGAUUUGGAUAAUAUACAAUUGGAGCUUGAAACACUGCUGUCUAGUGUGGCGCUACGUUAUCGUGUCUUAAAGUCUGAAUACGAGAGUUUAGACAAAGAUGAGCGACGGAAUGAACGACGCACUAAACAUGGCGCCAGUGGGGAAACACCCACAACUAAUGUGGGUACUUCGUCUAGCGGUAAACGUAAGCGUGAGGAAACGUCAAGCGUACGAAAGCCCAAACAUACACCUGCCUCGUCGUUAAAACACACAAAACAUGCUAAAAACAGUCCGGUUGCACCGAAUACGGAUGACAGCAUGGAUUAUGUGCCACCCUCUGGUUCACAUGGUCAUGGGCAGAAUCGUGAUCAUCAUCUGCAAAAGGUUACAUUGCCUAAAAAUGAUACACCAAACAAAUUUUGGCUUUCCGUCGAACCAUAUUGUAUGCCAUUAACGAACGAGGAUCUACGUUUGCUCGAUGAUCUCUUAGAUCAAUAUUCCGGACCAUUGGUGCCGCCUAUACCAGAGCUAGGUCCACAUUACUCCACCAUUUGGGCAACGGAAGAUAUGAAAGAAGUGCAACAAGCUUCAAAUCCUAAUGCAAAUUCAAAUCGCUUGAAACCACAAAAUACUGCUGCAACCAGUAUGAUUAAGAAGGCUGAAUCCAUGAUGGACGAAUGUGUCACCGGACCCUUGACACAACGUUUAGUGUCUGCGCUACUGGAGGAGCAACUGAUACAAAACCCCAGCGAACUGGCGGCAGCUGCAGUGGCGGAUAGCAGCAAUAGUAGUAGCGAAAAUACGCACUCUUCGGCACAAAUGAAUUUUCGUUCUCUAUCAUUGCUACGUAAUUGUAUCGAUAUUGAGAAACGUGUGAAAAGAGAACUCAUAGAACAAGGUAUACUGGAUUUAAAUGAUUUCCCAAACAAUGACGAAGACGAAAUACAUGUUGAAAUAAAACGUUUAAUUUCGGAACUAUCAGCGAUUGCUGAGUACAAUGGUGCUGCGCUGAAACGACUUCAUGAGUCUGCCGCUGAAGAAAUCAAACGUCUAGAAAUUAAACGAAAACUCGACACAGUCGACCAGGAAAUACUUGAAGCGUACAAACGUACCAUGCAGAGUAAAGCUAAGCGCAAGCCGCUUAGUGCCGAAGAUCAGCAGGAGAUAUAUCGUUUGACUUCGGAACAAAAAACACUUUCUGAUCAACUAGAGCGUAUACAGGCAAAUUGUUUUCUCUACGAAUAGUUUUUGGCCACCACUGGUGGAGGGCAAGCACAAUCAGAUACGCGCGUUAUUAGUGCAGCACCUGAACGCUCAAUACUAGUGGCGCUUCUAAAUGAAAAAUAAUAUUAAUUUUCACAAUACCAUAAGACCUCUAAUUUAUUUUCUUUUUCUCAACUAUAAAAUGCAAAUUCAAACUUACUGCUGGAAAAUGCGAAACCGCACCUCUGCACUAUACCACAAAUAAAAACGUUAUAACCGGAUAAUAUGCUGAAAAACUGAAAAUUUAGAAGAUCGCAUUUUUUUUUAAUUGUAUUUUUGUAUAAAUUCAAAGCAAAAACAAAAUCGGAAGUUGAAGUUUGUUUGGGAAUAACUUUAAGGUUACAGUCACAGUCAUUCAAAUAUGUAUAGUCUUUUAGAUUGUAGUAUUGGAUUUGAGGUUUGCGGCGCACAAACCUUUGCCUUAACUAGUGAGAAUUGAUUUAGGUUGUUGAAACUGUAAAAAAUUCAGAUAUUUCACAGAAGUUGCAUCUGUUAUAGCAAAAUAACAUAAAAUCGAAACGAUUUCAAUGCUGAGACAAUAUUUUUACCUCAACUGUAUUGCCUGUUCCACCUUGUUCAGUCAUUGAAUUGUGAUUUCUUGCGCAAAUAUUUGCAUGAGCGGCUCUUAGCAAAAUGUUAUUCAAUAAAGCAUAAUUAAUAAACGAGUACCUAUACAGUGGGGCCUUCUACAACCGAA